This is a messenger RNA of Halichondria panicea, 927 nucleotides long. RefSeq names its product sushi, von Willebrand factor type A, EGF and pentraxin domain-containing protein 1-like. The record is from RefSeq and is a predicted model, not a curated record. Bases 1 to 927 code for a protein of 308 amino acids. The transcript is spliced from 6 exons. Lineage: Eukaryota; Metazoa; Porifera; Demospongiae; Suberitida; Halichondriidae.
AUGCUCUCCUACUCCGACUCAACACUGGGUGAGAACACCGUGGCCACCUACAUCUGUAACACUGGUGGCUACACCCUCAAUGGAGGCAGCACUAGGACUUGUGGGAGUGAUGGAGUAUGGAGUGGAUCAGCUCCAACCUGUCAAUUCACAUGUUCUGAUGAUCUCCCGAUCAUUACCAAUGGAGGCAUAACCUAUGCUGGUGGGUCCACUAACAACAGACCAUUGGGUGCUACUGCUAUGUACAUCUGUUUCCGUCCCUACCGCCUGGUUGGAUUGUCAAUGAGGACUUGUGGUAGUGAUGGAAUGUGGAGCUCGUCAACAGCUCCAGUAUGUCAGCGUGUAUGCUCUGAUUUACCCGUACCAACAAACGGGAUGAUCACCUACAGUGAUGGAUCCACUAACAACAGACCAGUCGACACCAGUGCUACACACAGCUGUAAUAAUGGAACACUCUCUCUGGAGGGGAUACAAGGUUCUGUCGUUAUGGUGGGAUCUGGAGCGGAUCAGCUUCCGUGUGUCAACGUAAUGUGCCUGUCUCUCCCUCCUCUGACUAAUGGGAUGAUCUCCUACUCUGACCAAACACAAGGUGAGGGCACUGUGGCUACUUACAGCUGUAACCAUGGUCACAAUCUUGAUGGAGACGCCACCAGGACUUGUGAGAGUAAUGGAGUGUGGACUGGGUCAGAGUCAACUUGUCAUCCACAAACAAUAAUACAGCUUAAGUUUGGACCAACAAGUCAUUGCCUCAACUGGAAUGAGGGUAAAGCUGCAACUAUAAGUGGAAACCUGCGACAGACAGUCUACAAAGUUAUAGCUAAAAACAGUGAAGGCAUCUCAUUGGCCAAUAUCGAUGAUGGUGUGUUCAGUUGCCGCACAUCUCAAAAGUACACAACAUUCCGAACCACGAUUGAUGGAACAGCAAACUAA